CAUUUAUAAACACAAUAUUUUGAAAUAAGUGGUAAUUUCGGCAACAGGUAAAAUAGUAAAUUAAUUAGUGCAAAAUGCCCGUUGUGGACGCAAGUGAACUGGCACAGCUGCAGGCCAAGCAGCAACAGGUGCGUAAUAUAUGCAUCUUGGCGCACGUGGAUCAUGGAAAAACAACUUUGGCGGAUUCGUUGGUAGCAAGCAACGGCAUCAUUUCACAACGCAUGGCAGGCAAGCUUAGAUAUAUGGACAGUCGUCAGGAUGAACAGGAGCGCGGCAUUACCAUGAAGAGCAGCAGCAUAUCGCUGUACUAUCAGGAUAAUAAGCAAGCUGAUUAUUUGAUAAAUUUAAUCGACUCACCUGGCCAUGUAGACUUCUCCAGUGAAGUAUCGACAGCGGUGCGACUUUGUGAUGGCGCCAUUGUUGUAGUAGAUGUAGUUGAGGGCGUGGGACCACAAACGCGCGCGUGUCUGAAGCAAAUCUAUGAGGAGCAACUAAAGCCAGUGCUGUUGCUUAACAAGUUGGACAGGCUGAUACUGGAGAAGCAACUAACACCGUUGGAUGCCUAUUUUCAUCUGAGCCAAGUGCUGGAGCAGGUGAAUGCAGUGCUGGGCAGCAUAUUUGCCUCCGAUGUGCUGGCCAAGGAGGAUAUUACGCAAAAGGAUAACUAUGAGUCUGCGCUGGAGCAAGUGGAUGACUCGGAGCUGUACUUUUCACCAGCAGCAGGCAAUGUAGUGUUUUGCUCUGCCUAUGAUGGUUGGGCGUUCGGUGUGGCUGACUUUGCUAGAAUGUAUGCAGAACGUUUGGAAAUGUCAGUCGAGGACUUGCAGCAAACACUCUGGGGUGACUUUUACUAUAAUGCCAAAAAGAAAUGCGCAGUGGCGGGCGCACAGGAAAAAGCCAAGAAGCCCAUGUUUGUGCAGUUUGUGCUGGAGAACAUCUGGAGUUUGUAUGACAUAAUAGUUGUGCGCAAGGACAAGGAGAAGCUUCCGGGCAUAGCUGAGAAGCUGGGAUUAAAGCUGGCGGCGCGCGAUUUACGCUUAACCGAUGCCAAGCUGCAAAUAAAAACGCUGCUGGGUCAGUGGCUGCCCAUAGAUCGUAGUGUGCUGCAAAUGGUGGUGCAACAUGUGCCCGCACCACACUGCAUAAGCGAGGAGCGCGCACAACGUUUGCUAUAUCCAGCCAACAUGGAGCUGCAGUCGCUGCCGCCACAAACUUUGGCUUUAAAGGAAGAGUUUCGUAGCUGUAAAGCCGCCAGCGAACAUGUCAUCGCCUUUGUAUCCAAAAUGACGCCAGUGCAUGUGACCCAACUGCCGCAGAAUCGCGCCAAGCGCUUGACAGCGGAGCAACUGCAGCAGCGCCGGGAUGAAGUGCGUCGUCGCAUUGAAGAACGCAAGCAGCAAAGCGAGCAGGAAAGCUUGGAAGCGCUAACCGCAGGCGUGGAGCAGCUAAGCACGCCGUCCAGUCAAAAUGCAGCAGCUGUCGAAGCUGAGCCGGAACGUGCCGAAUAUGAAUUCAUUGCCUUUGCACGUGUUUUUAGCGGCACUUUACGACGUGGCAUGCAACUUUAUAUGCUUGCACCCAAGCAUGAUCCACGACAGCCCACACAUAGAGAUGCAGAGCAGGCGCCCUAUGCCAGCUUGGUCACCAUAGGUGAUCUUUAUAUGUUUAUGGGCGGUGAGCUGCAGCUGCUGGAGGAGGUGCCUGCGGGCAAUAUCGUUGGCAUUGGCGGCUUGGAGUCGCAUAUAGUUAAAACGGCGACGCUUAGCUCCACCUUGGACUGCACUUCAUUUAGCGAGCUGAGCAUUAUGGCCACACCCAUUUUAAGAGUAGCUAUAGAGCCUGUGCUGCCGCAGGAUAUGCCCAAGCUGGCCAAAGGACUUAAGCUGCUCAAUCAAGCGGAUGCUUGUGUGCAAGUCUCUGUGGCACCUACGGGUGAGCAUGUGAUUACCACUUUGGGUGAAGUGCAUGUGGAGAAAUGUGUGCAUGAUCUGGAGCAAAGCUAUGCGAAGAUCAAGGUCAAUGUAUCCAAGCCUAUAGUGUCCUUUAGGGAGACCAUUGUGCCAGAUGCUACUGUAGAUAUGGUCAAUGAGGCGAUAGUUAAAACUGCCGAGGAUAAGGAUGUCACCAAGAAGAUUGCCGUGCAGCAGACGCUCAACAAACUGGGCACGCUUAAGGUUAUAGCAUUGCCCUUGCCAGAGUCGGUGGUGCAGCUGCUGGAGCAGCAUGGGAAUGUGUUCAAGGAGCUUGCUGCCACGCCUAGGAACACAUUGCUUUCUGAAAAGUUCAGCUCACUUUUAAAUAAUAUAAAGACUCAACUCAUUGCUGGUUUCACGGAGCUGCAGCUGCAAGGCUUAUCUACGCUCACUCCGGAAGAAUUGGUGGCACGCAUUUGGGCUUUGGGUCCACGCAACUGCGGCACUAAUAUAUUGCUAAAUCUCAGCGACUAUGAGCAGCCUGACUUUUGGUCUGCACAUGGCAAAGCCUCUGAUACAGAUGUGCGCGCUGCAGCAGAUCCUCGGCGGGAUUACAAUAGCUCGCUGCUUAAUGGCUUUCAAUUAACCACUGGCGCUGGUCCGCUUUGCGAGGAGCCCAUGCAGGGCGUCUGCUUUGCUGUGCUCGAGUGGUCUGUACAGUCCGAGGGCGAAGAUCUGAAUGCGCGCGGCUUUGGUCCGUUUUCAGGCCAGGUCUUAACUGCUGCUAAGGAAGUUUGUCGUCAGGCUUUUCAAAAUCAGCCACAGCGUCUAGUUACGCCUAUGUAUAGCUGUAAUAUUGUUGUUAAUGCAGAGAUGUUGGGCAAAAUGUAUGCAGUAAUUGGCCGCAGACAUGGCAAAAUACUUUCCGGCGACUUGACACAGGGCAGUGGCAACUUUGCUGUGACCUGCCUGCUGCCGGUCAUUGAAUCGUUCAACUUUGCACAAGAGAUGCGCAAACAGACAUCUGGCCUGGCCUGUCCCCAGCUAAUGUUUAGCCACUGGGAGGUGAUUGAUAUUGAUCCCUUCUGGCUGCCCACAACCGAGGAGGAACUCAUGCACUUUGGCGAAAAGGCGGACUCGGCGAAUCGUGCCAAGCUCUACAUGGACAGCGUGCGUAGGCGCAAAGGACUCUUUGUGGACGAGCAGGUGGUGGAGCAUGCGGAGAAGCAGCGCACGCUCUCCAAGAACAAGUGAAGGCAACUACGCACAAUCUAUACCUCAACUUUAGUUAAUUAAAAGUCUUUGUUAGCUGCCGU
Drosophila busckii is the source of this 3229-nucleotide messenger RNA. RefSeq names its product elongation factor-like GTPase 1. Gene Ontology annotation, biological process: cytosolic ribosome assembly. The coding region runs from base 75 to 3167 and encodes 1030 amino acids. The record is from RefSeq and is a predicted model, not a curated record. Lineage: Eukaryota; Metazoa; Arthropoda; Insecta; Diptera; Drosophilidae. Gene Ontology annotation, cellular component: cytosol; ribonucleoprotein complex. Gene Ontology annotation, molecular function: GTPase activity; GTP binding; ribosome binding. The transcript has 7 exons.